This is a messenger RNA of Adineta steineri, 669 nucleotides long. The record is from the annotation of a GenBank genome assembly. NCBI's taxonomy places the organism in Eukaryota, Metazoa, Rotifera, Eurotatoria, Adinetida, Adinetidae.
AUGAAAUUCCAUCGAAAUAUCUUGUUCUUUUCAGAUUAUAUUAUCAGCGUGGCGAAAACAUCUCAAUUUAUACUACAAUGUAGUCAAUCGGGUCGAUGGUUUCUUCUUUUUUAUAGUCAUGCAUUAGUUUAUAUAUUUUCAACGAUAAAAUCUGUUAAUUCUUUGACAUAUUUAUUAUUCAUAUGGAUGUUUCUACAAUAUCAAAUAGCUAUUUUUCUUGUUUCUUCCAUUCGUCCACCUUCUCUAACAGCAACAAGUAAAUGUCCAAUAUGUUUAUAUCAUUUUUCAAAUCGAUAUCAUCAUUGUUUUUUUGUUAAUCGUUGUAUUGCAACAUGUAAUGUACAUUGUUUUCUUUCAUUUACAUUCUAUGCUACAAUUUCAACAUUAAUAUGUUUUUAUAUAUUUUUAAAUCAAUAUUUUUAUGUAACAUCCGUUAGUUUAUAUUGUCUUUGUCCGUUCGGAGAAUUUUUAUGUCAUAGUCUAACAUGGAAACAAAGUGGUAUGGUUAUGUUGACACGAUCAACAUUAAUGUCAGCUGGAUGUGCAGGAGCUAUGGGUAUUCACGUAGCAAAAGAACAUUAUUAUGAUAAAACAGAUAGAUCAAGAUCGAUAUGGCGUGAAAUCUUUAAGAUUUUAUUACCAGCUUUUAGUGUUAUUCAAUGUGAUUAA